GGCCAUGGCCUCGCUGCUGGGACCUUACCCGUGGCCCGAGGGGCUCGAGUGCCCAGCCCUGGAAGCUGAGCUGUCGGAUGGGCUGUCGCCGCCGGCCGCCCCGCGCCCGCCCGGGGACAAGGGGUCGGAGAGCCGUAUCCGGCGACCCAUGAACGCCUUCAUGGUGUGGGCCAAGGACGAGAGGAAACGUCUGGCGGUGCAGAACCCGGACCUGCACAACGCCGAGCUCAGCAAGAUGCUGGGAAAGUCGUGGAAGGCGCUGACGCUGUCGCAGAAGAGGCCCUACGUGGACGAGGCGGAGCGGCUGCGCCUGCAGCACAUGCAGGACUACCCCAACUACAAGUACCGCCCGCGCAGGAAGAAGCAGGCCAAGCGCCUCUGCAAGCGCGUGGACCCCGGCUUUCUCCUGAGCUCCCUGUCCCGGGACCAGAACGCCCUGCCCGAGAAGCGAGGCGCCAGCCGGGAGGCGCUGGGGGACAAAGAGGACAGGGGUGAGUACUCCCCGGGCGCCGCCCUGCCCAGCCUGCGGGGCUGCUACCACGAGGCGCCGGCAGCCGGCGGCACCCCGGGCAGCACGGACACCUACCCUUACGGGCUGCCCACGCCCCCGGAAAUGUCGCCCCUCGACGUGCUGGAGCCGGAGCAGACCUUCUUCUCCUCCCCCUGCCAAGAGGAGCAUGCGCACUCCCGCCGCAUCCCCCACCUGCCCCGGCCCCCCUACUCCCCGGAGUAUGGCCCCAGCCCGCUCCACUGCCGUCACCCUCUGGGCUCCCUGGCCCUCGGCCAGUCCCCGGGCGUCUCUAUGAUGUCCGCUGUACCCGGCUGUCCCCCGUCUCCUGCCUAUUACUCCCCUGCCGCCUACCACCCUCUGCACUCCAACCUCCAUGCCCACCUGGGCCAGCUCUCCCCGCCCCCCGAGCACCCCGGCUUUGACGCGCUGGAUCAGCUGAGCCAGGUGGAACUCCUGGGGGACAUGGAUCGGAAUGAAUUCGACCAGUAUUUGAACACUCCUGGCCACCCAGACUCUGCUGCAGGGGCCGUGGCUCUCAGCGGGCAUGCCCCGGGCUCUCAGGCGGCACCGGCGGGCCCCGCAGAGACCAGCCUCAUCUCCGUGCUGGCCGAUGCCACGGCCACGUACUACAACAGCUACAGCGUGUCAUAGAGCCCGAGGCCGCCCGUCCAGCCCUGCCUCGACGCCGCCGCUCUCCGCCCCGCGCCCUGAGCAGAGCCGACCGCGAGGUGCUGCUGCCCAGGGUGGGCACGUCCUCCCUGCGGGCCCUACGAGCCGGGUCCGCAGGUCCGAGUACCCUCUCCGCCCCCUUCUCUGCCCGCCCCACUCCCGGAAGCCUGCGUUUUGGGAGUAUUCCUUCAAAUGAGUUUUCAUUGGUGACACCUAGGAAUAAGGCAAAGUCGUUGCUGAAAGACGCUGGUUCCAGGUGGGAUUUUCACAGACCUCUCCUCCCUGUCCCCAUCUCAAACACAAAUGUGUGAGAAGCCCAGAUGCAUUCACACUGCCCAGGCUUCUGAUGCAACCGCAGGGAUACAGCCGUCCCGAACUUUGGUGGUGGGGAACCCUGGGCUGGGAUCCAGGGAUCCAGGGUCUUCAGAGGGCUGGCCUCUCCUCCCCUUCCAGCCUGUGCCCCCCAUCUAUAAAGUGAGGGACAUAUUGGACGUCUAAGGUCCCUUCUGCUCCAGGGUUUUCUGACUUAGGAUUCUUGCAAGGCUCAAAGGAGAAGGUUUUGACUCAGCAAGCUCCUUAAGGUGUAACCUGUGAUAAUUCCUUGUGCACAGCCCAGGGCUCUCUGCACUUGCACUGCCGUCCAAACUGAUCUUAGUCAUCCAAAGGACUCUUCCAAUUUGAGAAAAGAACACUCUCAUCCUGAUUUGGGAAAUUGACCACUAGGGUUGACUGCAUCACUGAAAAUGAGGUUGAUUCAAGCUGUAUUUUAAAAAUAUAUUUUAGAUGUUCUUUUUUAUUAUUAUUAUUAUUAUUAUUCACACAUUUCAAGAGAGUAUAUAUGCAGCCUGAAUAUACACAGUCAGUGCGAGAGAUGCAGCACACACACCUUCACGCACACCCUUCCACGCAUGCCUGUGCAGCCUAAACCAGAUACUCUUGUUGACAUUGGCAACUUUUUUGUCAACUCCCUGUUCCUAAUGACCCAAAGAACAGGGAACCUGAAAAGAAUUUCCCCUAAUCUGAAUGUGCUGGUUGCUUGAGCAAAAUUUCAGCACACUCUUUAGCAAAAUUUCAACUCUCCUUUGCAGAUGCUGUCUCUAUUUCCUUCUUUCCCUUUCCUGGGAUUGUUUGUUGUUGUUUUUUCCCUCUUCUUUGCUCAUCCUCCACACCUGAAUUGGCCACUAAUUCAAAGAUUCCAAGACUGACGCACAAGGCUGGGAUGGGAAUUCCUCCUCCUCACCAGCCAGAUGGUUCUUUAGGAGACAUCUUCAGACAGCACUUUAAAACAGCUUCUCCAUGGCACCUUCCUUGUGCUUGCUCCCCAAAGAGCAGAAACCCAUUGUGAUUCAGAAAGUGUUUCUGUGCCCUGCCCCUGCCCCUAGAACAUUGUUUCCUUCUCUCAGACCUCCUUUGAAGGAAUGUACCGAACAGUGAGCAAAG
Messenger RNA from Pteronotus mesoamericanus, 2620 nucleotides. It is a transcript of the gene SOX7, whose product is annotated as SRY-box transcription factor 7. Gene Ontology annotation, biological process: anatomical structure morphogenesis; regulation of DNA-templated transcription; cell differentiation. The transcript is spliced from 2 exons. Gene Ontology annotation, molecular function: DNA-binding transcription factor activity, RNA polymerase II-specific; RNA polymerase II cis-regulatory region sequence-specific DNA binding. The record is from RefSeq and is a predicted model, not a curated record. NCBI's taxonomy places the organism in Eukaryota, Metazoa, Chordata, Mammalia, Chiroptera, Mormoopidae. Bases 5 to 1162 code for a protein of 385 amino acids.